UGGAUGUUUCGCAAGCACAGAAACUGGCGCUUUGAUUGUCAUGACGUCACUUCACUAUUGCUGCCUCGAAGAUGAAUAUCGUUGCGACGCUCUGCCUGGGACCGAAACAUUUGUUAUUGUUUUAAGCAUGGAUCGAUAUUUCUAGCAAAUGUGACAAAGGAUGGCAGAAAACAAUAGACCAACUCGUCUAAAUAGACCACGUAUUCCUUGGUCAAUACAACAGAUUCAGGAAAAUUCGCAACAAUUUGCAUCAACUGCAACACAGCAUAUUCAUGAUCUUCAUGAUUAUGUUUUACAAGGAUUAAGCCCGUUAAUUACGACAACUGUACGUUCUGGACAGAGUUCCCCUACAAGAACACCUUGGUUUGAAAAUUCAGAAACUAUUCAUACGCAGCCAAGAAAUGCACCUGUAUAUGCUGUUCAACCACAAGCUAAUUUCGUAAUUGAUAUUGAUGCCUCUCAAGACAAUAAUGCUUCACCCAAUGUAAAUUCUAUACCAACUACACCAGAUCCUAUUGAUGCUAAUCAAGGGGAUCCUGAGCAAGGAGCUGCUGUUUUGAGAAAUUCACCUGAAUUACAAGCCCUUUUUGCAUUUGCCGAAAAAUAUGUUCCAUUUCUUCUAAUUUUGUUACUAAAGUUGGUUUUUGAUCACAGAAUAGGUAUUCUUGUGAACUUGGGCUUGUUUAUUACUUUUUGUCAUGCCAAUGCAGUCAUUAAAAGAGAAGUUUCUAAACAGGGUAAACGUCGAAUAAGGAAUUUGCUCUUGAUUUGUCUAAAUCUUGUAACCUCUAUAUUUGUUAUUUACACUCUACUUGCAGACCAUAGUUUAGCAUAUGCGUUAAUCUGUGUACCUCCUUAUUCAGCUCCAAUUGAUUUUUGGGAAGUAUUAUGGAUUGUAUCAGUUACUGACUUCGUUUUACGUUUAAUAACCAUUCUAGUAAAGAUUGCUGUCUUGGCAUUACCUGCAAAAUUGAUACCAUGUCAGAAAAAAGGCAAAUUUUAUUUAUUCAUUGAACGUUCAUCUCAGUUUUAUCGUACUAUCACUCCAAUGCAACAUUGGCUGUAUUUUUUCUCCGAGUCUUAUUCUGGCCCAAGCAAAGUAUUUGGUGUUAUACUUUCAGCUGCUUAUUUAAUAUUUAAGGUCAAAAGUCUUUUCAAAAAAUUCAAACUAUGGAAAAAGACUCUUAUUCAAGUUAUUCAAAGCAAAACUUAUGGUGUCACUCCUUCAACUAAUCAAAUCAAGGAAGCUGGUGAUGCUUGCCCGAUUUGUCAAGAUGAUUACAAAUCUCCUUCAAUGCUCCAGUGCAAACAUAUCUUUUGUGAAGAAUGUGUUGCACUGUGGUUUGAUCGUGAACGUACUUGUCCUAUUUGCCGAGCUCAGAUUGCAGACGACCCAACUUGGCGAGAUGGAUCCACUACCCUGCUGCACCAAAUAUUUUAAAUGUUUCUCCCAGUGUCCCUGUGAAAUGAAUAUUGUGUACAUAUUUGUUACUUUUUUGAAGUCUAAUAAAUGUAUUUUUGAGCUUCUUUGUA
Molecule: messenger RNA, 1533 nt
Organism: Argiope bruennichi
Lineage: Eukaryota; Metazoa; Arthropoda; Arachnida; Araneae; Araneidae
Product: RING finger and transmembrane domain-containing protein 2-like
Exons: 9
Coding region: 161-1441 (426 amino acids)
Biological process (GO): positive regulation of ERAD pathway
Molecular function (GO): ubiquitin protein ligase activity
Source: RefSeq, a predicted model, not a curated record